This is a messenger RNA of Episyrphus balteatus (marmalade hoverfly), 3306 nucleotides long. RefSeq names its product cerebellar degeneration-related protein 2-like (gene centrocortin). The transcript has 8 exons. NCBI's taxonomy places the organism in Eukaryota, Metazoa, Arthropoda, Insecta, Diptera, Syrphidae. Bases 595 to 3291 code for a protein of 898 amino acids. The record is from RefSeq and is a predicted model, not a curated record.
UCUGACAGUUGACGUGCGUCUGGGUACAUCGGUCUUUUGGUACUCCUGCUGCAGCUCUGGCUUUGAUAUUAUAAAUAUAUUUUUGUUGUGUUUCUAGUUUAUCUCUCGCACUGAACGUACUCAUUUAUCAUCUUGCAGAGAUUCUUCUUGUUUAACACAAGAACGACGCAAGUUAUCCGCGGCGCCGUGCUUUUGUAUGGCCAUCGGAAGAUGCCUUCUUGUUCUUUUUGAAAUGUUUGUUACCUGCUAAGCGCAAAUAAAGAUAAAAAAACUACGCUUAGACCACGGUCUAUCUUCCUCUUUUACCUAUCUACUCGUUGUUCUUUCUUUUUUUUUUUAUUUAUAAAUCUCGUUGAAGGCAAUUUUAGUGCAUUGACUUUAAAAAUUGUUCAUUCGUUGGUUGAGUGGACAGUCAAAAGAAUUUGCAUUUUUCUUUUUCUAUACAAAAAAUUCUCAAUUCUUAUGCAAAUGUAUAAUGAAAAAUAAACCACUGAAUGAUUUCAAAAAAAUGUGAGCAGAAUAACGGUUUAGUUUUUGUGUUUUUCCAUUGAGUGUCAAGUUUUUCAAGUGUGUCAAACAGUUCUAAAAAAAAACAUGAAUUCCACAAAAGAAAUGGAUUUAGAUGCCACUGAUGGCAAACCUUUGACAUGUUUAUAUUAUUUGCGCGAUAAAAUUGUCCAAGAAAACAAUCAUAUUAAUAAAAGUAUUCGCGACUCUGAAGGUCGCCAUCAUCAUGAAUCGGGGGUCAACAAUUUAAUAAAAGAUGAACAUUCAUCAUUAACUUCCAAACGUAUUUGGGACACAAAUAAUUUUAUUAAAAAUACAUCAUCAUCAUUGAUGACAAGUGUAAAUAAUAAUAAUAAUACAUCGACAACACCGAAUAUUUUAUCUAAAUUGAAUAGUUUAGAUUGUUGGGAUUACACAAUCGAAUUGGAGUGUCUUCAAGGUCCAGAAGAUUUACAAUUAGCUGCAGAACUUGGAAAGACAUUAUUAGAACGCAACAAAGAGUUGGAAACAACAUUAAAACAUCACCAAAAUAUCAUUGACGAUCAAGCUCAAGAAAUUAUCUAUCUUCAAAAGCAAACAGCUGCCCUUCGUGAAGUCAACGAUUCUCGUCUCAAAAUCUAUGAACAAUUAGAAGUUGGUGUUCAAGAACUCGAACGCUCCAAUCAUCGUUUAAAUGUUGAAAAUAAUAAUCAUAAAAAACAUGUUAAAACACUUGUUCAUAACAUUGAAACAUUAGAAUGUCGCUGUGAAGAGCUUACAAAAAGUAUUGAAGAAACCAAACAGACAUUAACGAUAGAAAGACGAAAAAAUGAAAGAUUACUGCAAGAGAAAAACAAUGCUGGCAAUGAUCAAAUGGGAGUUCGUUUGCGACAUCAUGAAAAGGAAGUUAGCAAUAAUAGCGAAGGCGAAACUGAGAUCUUCCACGCAAACACUACCAAUCCAGAAAAUUGUAGUUUUGCCUUCCUGUCAUCUAGUGCCAAUAAUAAAAAUGCUAAUUCCACCGGAAUUUCUGAUAGUUCGCACAACGAAUCUGUUAACAUUAGUGUAGAUGGCGUUGAGGAUAAUGAAGAACUUAUUCGUGUUAUUAGUGAUUUGGAAUCAACCAAAAAAGCUCUACUCUCAGAACAACAAAGAGUUGGUGAGCUCGAAGAUCAACUUGUUGCUAUAAUCCAAGAAAACCAAACCCUGCAAGGUCGUCUAGUUCAGGGUUCAAAUGAAGAAAUGAAAUCAGUUCAUGAAGAGCUUUCAAUUCUCGAAGAAGUUCGGCAAGGUAAUAUGUGUAGUCGUUGCUUGCGAGCUUGCGAUGAAAGACUGACAGUGCAUGAUGAAGCCUCUUCAAUUGCUCCAACCGAAGAGGACGAUGAUCGUAGUUUGCUAGAUAUGGAAGCUGUCGGAGGCGGGACCGAAAGUAAUGGGGAUACAUCGUCACAAGUAGCUUAUCACCGAUCAGCCGUCACAAUAAAGGUUGCCUCAAGACUCCCUCAAGUUUCUCUGGAUUUGAACGCUCCGGCAAGUCCAAAUCCCUACAGGGAUUUGGUUGAAAAGUACGAAGCUUUACUCGAAGUCCAACGCCAUUCGGUAACGCGUAAGAGUGGAGGUGUUUCCUUAGCCGAUGAAUUCCAAUCGAGUGGUGAUUUUACAUCGUUGCACAUGAAAGAUAACAGCGACAAAAAUUCCCUUCAUCAGAAUCAAGAACAAGAAAACACUCAAAACAACCGCUCAAGUAAAAAUAAUAGGCGGACACCAACUGAAUUUUCCGAAGCCGAAACAUCUUCUUCGGGAUUCUCUGAUGAGACAAGUAAUAAGGGAACUCAAACCGAUGAUAGACCUGGCUAUUUCCUAUGCUCAAUUGGCGAUGGUGAAGAUUGCAAAUUUAGCAUUUACGAUGAUGCUAGUCCAAUUGAUUCAAGAUUCCGUAAUCGCCCUGAAUAUCGUGAGCUUUUCAAAGAAAUCUUUGCCGUGUUGAAAAAAGCAGCAGAGAAUAAGGAAGAAGGUGACAAAUUGCCACUACUUGACGAUACCCAUCCACCAGUGGCGGCUAAAGUACCACCCGUUACACCGGCUAAUGAAGAAAUGCCCUCAAUGGACUUUGCUGAUGACGCACAGAGUAUUAUUUCCUCAGCCAUAUCAGAGCAGUCAUUUGCUAUGUCUGAGUGUAUUACCAAAAUGGAACGCAAGACCGCCAAGAAGCACAUCAUUGAAAAGAACCAAGAGAACCAGCCACCAUGUGCAUCAUUGUCCGGUUCAACAACUCUAACACCGGCAAGCAAACAAGCCAUCAUCGAAAACGGUCGAGUUUUGACUCCACUCAAACGUGAACCACUCGAAUACUUAAUGGUUGGAGUGGGAAUUAAGAAAAAGAGCAAGAAAAAGAAUCGCAACUACGGCACUGAUCGCUCUGAGUCCCCUGCUGCCCUGCCCUCCCCUCCAAGGGUAUAUUACAGUAGCGGUAAGAAACGUCGUGACAUGAGGCCAUUUAACCAUUCGCCAUCAACUAGCAGCGGUACACCGGUAUCGUCAGGUCAAAGUCACAGUCGUAGACCUAAUUUAGAAUGGAAUGGCAAUUCGAUGAUCAUUUAUAAUCGUGGGGUAAAUUCAGCGACAUCGUCACCACGAGGCCCAAUUGUUACUCCACGCGGACGUGAGCUCGAUUUAAAUGGUGUCGAAUUCCGCCCCAGUACCGUCUCACAGGACUUGCACAAACUUAAGAAACUAGAUUUAUCCUAUGCCGAAGUACUCCGACGAGCGGAUGCAUGUAAACAACCUUACCAUCGAAGGAAAUAAAUCCAUAAGAAUAAU